Schistosoma guineensis is the source of this 2256-nucleotide messenger RNA. Lineage: Eukaryota; Metazoa; Platyhelminthes; Trematoda; Strigeidida; Schistosomatidae. The record is from the annotation of a GenBank genome assembly.
AUGCAAGAACAUUGGAUGAAUCCAAAUGAACUAGUACAACACAUUGAAAAUGUUGGUUUGACUGGACUUAAUUCAGAGUAUAGUGCACUUGUUCAGUUGAAGAACGAAUAUACGCAUAUUGCUUUCAAGCAUAUACUUAAUCGGAGUAAAAAUCGUUAUUGUGAUGUGAUUUGUCAUGAUGCAACUCGUGUUUAUCUCCAACCAUUAUUAUUAUCGUCGGAUAUUUCUAGAAUUUCCACUAGUCGUAGUGAUGAAGAUCCUACAGUAUUAUGUAAUGCUCAGAAAUCCCUUACCGCGCGUCUUCAUCGUACACAUUCAGCACCAAUAUCAGCGCAUACACUAGUAAAAAAUUAUAUUCAUGCCAAUUGGGUCGAUGGUUAUCGACAGAAAAACGCUUUUAUCUGUACUCAGGGUCCAUUAUCGGAAACUGUAGGUGAUUUUUGGCAGAUGAUUUGGGAUUAUCACUGUCCUAUUAUUGUCAUGAUCACAAGAAUUCUUGAAGCUCAACGUUCCAAAUGUUACUUAUAUUGGCCAGAUGUGGAAAAUCAAAAACUCUACUUUAGUUCUGGCCACACAGGUUGUCUCUAUGCUCCUGCUCCAUCUGAUCGAUCAAAUAAUAGCUUUUCGAAAUUUAGUAGUAAUAAUAAUGUUACUCCGGAUUUUUUAAUUGAAAAUAUCAAGUGUGAAAGUAAUGGGAAUUUUGCUCAGACAACACUACGAAUAACACAUUUACAGCUACACGAAGUAAGGACUGUUGAACAUUUUGCUUUCUUUUCAUGGCCUGAUCAUGGUACACCUCAAACAACUGAAGGUUUACUAGAUUUACUCACUUCCGUUCAAUCAACUUAUUUGAAUGAAAUUGAAAAAUUGGGCUAUAAAACCUAUGAAAAUCAGAAAAUUCCACCUCCUCCAGUCGUUGUACACUGUAGUGCAGGAAUUGGUAGAACAGGUACUUAUGUAACUGUGGAUAUAUGUACAAAAUGGUUAGCUGAUUCACGUAAUACAGAGCAUAAAAUCAAUAUUCCUCUAACAGUCGCUCGAGUACGUUCACAACGUUUCGGUUGUGUUCAAGUAUCGUCACAGUAUGUAUUUUGUUAUCGUGCAAUUAUUGAUUUUGCAGUGAAUUCCGGUUUAUUGGAUUCGAGUAAAACUCAACAAGCGCUAGAUUUAUUGUGCACUGAAUCAAAUUCUCAAACAUCAUCCUCAUCAUCAGUAUUACCGAAUUCAUCAUUUUAUCAAUCCACCUCAUUGCCUAGACCAUUUCCUGGACUGAUAACAAAUUAUAUUAAUGAUGUUGCUAGUACAUUAUCGUCCUCAUCUACUUUUCGAUAUCACCGAAAUAUUGGUAGUACUACUACUACUACUACUACUACCACUAGUAAUAAUUCAUCCUUAGUUACUUCUGUGUCGAUGAUGUCUUCAAAUUCCUCAUCGCUUAAUCAUCACAGUCGUAGUCCAUUCCAUGAACUAUUAGCUUUAUUCUCUCCUGCCAGUCUGGCAUCAAUUAAAAAUUCAAUUCGCUUUAAGAAAUAUAAAGAUGAUCUGAAUAGUUCGGACUUUUCCACAGUAAACGGUGUUCUAGAUAUGGACGAAACUUGUUGUUUGGAUGUAACUACUGACAGCAAUAACCAGAACACAAAUACUUUAAAUUUUAUAGCAUCGACAACCAUUUUCACUGGUAAUAAUACCACAACUACUAUCUCUGAUAAUAUUAGUAGUUCAUUAAGUAAUAGCAGGAAUAAUAAUGAUAAUAAUCGAAGUGAAUCAUUUAUUGUAAAUCCACAUUUCGAUUUUAAUAUCUCCUCAUCGUCUUCAUCAUUAUCAACAAAUAGUACUACACAUUUACCCAUAUCCGGACUAACAGAUACUACAACUACUACUCAAUUAAUAAAUAAUAACAUUGAAAGUACUAUAAUUGUCCAACCACCAUUCACUCGUCCAAUGAAACCGGCUAUUUUCAAUGAUGAUAAAUCGAAUCUGACUACUAAUAAUAUGGACAAAUCUAAGUCUAAUAAUAGUAUGAAGAAAAUUCAUUCGCCUACACAAUCAUCGGAUACUGAAGACUUAAACAAGAUGAAUAUGGUAUCAGGUAUAUCUGAGAUUAAACACAAUUUUAUGAUGAAUGAUUUAAAUAUUAAUAAUAAUAUUGAUAUGAUUAAUGAUAAUAAUCAGAGUACUAUAGUUGAACAUCGACAAAAUGAUCCUGUAGCUAUCAUUAAAACAAAUGAAAUCAAUUAUAAUAAAUCAGAAAAAUAA